Messenger RNA from Rhagoletis zephyria (snowberry fruit fly), 1467 nucleotides. RefSeq names its product neural proliferation differentiation and control protein 1-like. Gene Ontology annotation, cellular component: membrane. The record is from RefSeq and is a predicted model, not a curated record. Lineage: Eukaryota; Metazoa; Arthropoda; Insecta; Diptera; Tephritidae.
CGACACGCGCUCAUCGACAAGCUGCAGAAGGAAGGCAAGUCGGUGAUGGCCAUGCACAAUAGUCGCGUGGUGGCAUUGGGCGGCGGUAGUGAUGCCAAUGGUGGUAUGGUGGUGCGGCAACAUUUGGGCGUGGACGGUGAGAUGGGCAUGUAUCUGGUGGCAUUGAUUGCAGGUGUGAGCGCCGCUGUGACAGUGGGUCUGAUAGCGCUCGGCAUCGCUUGGUACACAUUACAUCGCAAAUCAAAGGCGGCAGCGGAUGUUGAAUAUCCGGCAUAUGGCGUGACCGGACCGAAUAAGGACAUCUCGCCCUCAGGCGAUCGCAAAUUGGCUCAAAGCGCACAAAUGUACCAUUAUCAGCAUCAGAAACAGCAGAUAAUUGCGAUGGAGAAUCGUCAGGCGGCGGAGGGCAGCUGCGGCAUGUCGGAUGUGGAAAGCGAUGAUGAGGAGAACGAGGAGGGUGAUUACACUGUGUAUGAGUGUCCUGGUCUUGCACCGCCAAUGGGCGAAAUGGAGGUAAAGAAUCCAUUGUUCUUGGAUGAAACGCCAGUUACGCCAUCGAGCAGCAUGACCGCCACUACAACAGCCACCACUUCCACUCCAACCAUUAGCAACAACAUAACACAUGCCACACCACAACAACCACCCACACAACAGCUCGGCAAGAAGCCAACCACUUAUAAAGUUGUUGUUGGUGCUGCACCCAAUCCCAAAGCUACCUCAGCAGAGUCUACGUCUUCCGAGGAGAAUAGCAAGAGAAAGAAGAAUAAGAAGUAAGCGCAGAGGACGCAGCGCAAGAAGGAUGAUGAAGUGGAUGAAGUGGAGGAGGUGUAGGUGGAGGUGAAGCAGCAGCAGUAGCAGCAGCCUUUUGUGAUGUAAAAUUGAAAAGUGUAAUGAGAAAGUGAGUGGAUAUGACUAAGAAAUGGGGUCGGGAUAAUUAAUUUAAAUUAAUUUGCUGGUUUAUACACACUUACAAAGCGUAAAAAUUGAAACCACUGUCACCAGGCCAAUUAUCACAAUUAACAAUAAAGAAAAAACAGGUUAUUAGAAAAUACAUAGUACUUGUGAUGCAUAAGUGUUUGAGGGCAUACUGAGUGUUGGACUUUAUAAAUAUUUAACUACAUAAUACCGAAAAUCCACCACUGUAAUGUAAAUAAUAGCAUAUUUUCACAUCGAUGCGUAUGAAGGGACUUAAAAACGUUUGUGUUUAGUGUUAAUAAAAGGCGUUGGAAUUUUUGAAAAUAAGUUUUGCAAAAUUUCAAAAUUUACAAUGUUUAGAAAUUUCAUUUUAAAUCGACUUCAAAGAAGGAAGGGGUUAUCAAUUCGUCGGAAUAUUUUUUAUUACUAUUAUUUUUUUGUUAUGUAUGUUACCACACAACUUUGGCCUACGUUAACCGAUUGCUAAAAUUCUUUUUUAAAGGAAAGGCGAAACCUCAGAGGUGGCCCCAUAUUAAUUUGGUUUAGAUGCGA